AUGUCCGCAGAUGCGCCGGCCCUGUGGCCACCUGUUGCUUUGCCAUUUUCCCUGCGUAUUGACCAUAUUCGAUGCAGGGAAGAUCCUCAGUCGCCGUCGCAAGAGAGCCCCUCUGACUUCUACUGGUCUCCGCCGAUGUCGACAAGCGAAUUUGUCAAGAUAGAUUCAUCAGAUUGGUGGACCUGGGAUCCAGGCCGAUGGCCGCAGCUCUACCGAUAUCCGCAAUUCUGCAAAACUGACACCACCGGCCCAGGCUCUGAGCUGCCUACCGACUACAGAAGUUGCACUAUGUUUUGGAGCAGCGAACGUCAUGGCUAUAUUGUCGUGCCUGUUGACUGCACGGGCACUAAUCUGGGGGCCGAGCCAUACCCUUGGAAACGUCUUUCCUUCGGCAUUUGUGCUUCGGACCCAGCCACCGCACUUGUCGGUUAUCAAAAGGAGCGUUAUAGGCUGCACAUGCCGGGACCUAAUCACUGGUUCGAGGGUCUGCUCCCAGAUGUCUGCAAACCGGAGGACUGCGAGGGAGCCAGGUGCACCCUUACUGGAGAUCUGAGCAUCGUCGUCGGUUUGCUCGCGUUCUCGUCGACUCCGGAUCAUGCUGUCGAGGCCGUGCAUAAGUCCUUCCGGCCCAUUCUUACCUCGACGAAGUUCCAGUCCCACGAUCUGCCUGAACCUGAAAGGCACAAGACUCGCGGAAUGGUCAUAACCAUCGGCUUUGACCCACUCCGUGUAACCACGGACGGCCUCAAGGCCUGGGAGAACGGCGAGUACGGAGGGAUCUUUAGCUGA
This is a messenger RNA of Cladophialophora yegresii CBS 114405, 789 nucleotides long. RefSeq lists its product as uncharacterized. The record is from RefSeq and is a predicted model, not a curated record. NCBI's taxonomy places the organism in Eukaryota, Fungi, Ascomycota, Eurotiomycetes, Chaetothyriales, Herpotrichiellaceae. The transcript is spliced from 2 exons. The coding region runs from base 1 to 789 and encodes 262 amino acids.